UAUAUUCGGCAAUAUUAUAUUUCAGGCGAUGAGAUGAUAGGGAGGUGAGGUUGUGUUUUUUUAUGAAGCUAUUAGUAGCUAUGCUGGUGGAUUUGGAAGGGUUCUGAGUCAACUCACGAAUAGAAGAUAGGAAGCUGCGUUGGUGUUGUUGAAUCGGUGAUCGGAGGGGAUUUUCCGGUUAGUUGUUCCGGCGAAGGAAUGGUUUUUGUUUGAGAUUUAGAGCGAGAAAGUUGUCUUGUUGAUGCUGUAGGGAGAGAAAGUAGAAGUUGGAACGAGAUUGGUUGGUACAGCCACCAUGUAUGGUAAUGGAUUUAGCGGUAUGGAGUCGGAGUACAUUCGGAGACAUCACAGGCACGAGCCGGCAAAGAAUCAAUGUAGUUCUGCUCUCGUCAAGCACAUCAAGGCUCCUGUUCACCUUGUUUGGUCUUUGGUGAGAAGAUUUGAUCAACCACAAAAGUAUAAGCCGUUUAUCAGCAGGUGCAAUGUCCAGGGAAACUUUGGGAUUGGGAGUCUUAGAGAAGUUGAUGUUAAGUCAGGGCUUCCUGCAACUACCAGCACUGAGAGAUUGGAACAUCUUGAUGAUAAUGAGCAUAUCCUUAGUGUCAAAAUUAUCGGUGGGGAUCACAGACUUAGGAACUACUCUUCGACCAUUUCCCUCCACCCAGAGAUCAUUGAAGGAAGACCAGGGACUUUGGUGAUUGAGUCCUUUGUGGUGGAUGUGCCUGACGGGAACACCAAGGAUGAGACCUGCUACUUUGUUGAAGCCUUGAUCAAGUGCAAUCUCAAGUCUCUUGCUGAGGUUUCCGAGAGGCUGGCUGUGCAGGGCCGUACAGAGCCCAUUGAUUUGAUCUAAGAGUUGGGCUGGGUGGAUGCAAAGAUGACCUUGGAAGAAUAUUCGUCUGAGGCUUUCAAAUCUCAGAGGCUUCAGAGAUGGACCGGUAGUAGCUCUCUUUCCAUCUUGGGCAUACAUUUCCUCUCAUUUUCUUUCAGUUUUCUGUUUGUUUUUAAAUUAUGCUGACCUUCCUGUCUUGGUAGUUAAAGAACCACAGCUUUUAACUAAGUUCCUAAAUCACACGAUGAAAAGUAAAAAUCAAAGGACUAGGUGUGUCUUUCUAUGUGAUUUGCAGGGUUUUGGCUGUAAUGGUAUGUCAUGCUCUAUAGUUGUAAAUAUGUGCAUGAAAGGUUUGGUGCUUGUAGAUCUGUUUCUUAUGUUGUAGUUGUAGCUUCAUCACAAUUUCAUUUAGCGUGGAAUAGGAAACCUGAAGGCCAGCUGUGUAUCAUUGUAGAGAGGUUGUAAUAACUAUUUAUCAGUGUCAUGACCAUAUUAUUAUUACUA
Molecule: messenger RNA, 1336 nt
Organism: Cornus florida
Lineage: Eukaryota; Viridiplantae; Streptophyta; Magnoliopsida; Cornales; Cornaceae
Product: abscisic acid receptor PYL8-like
Exons: 3
Coding region: 296-853 (185 amino acids)
Biological process (GO): abscisic acid-activated signaling pathway
Cellular component (GO): cytoplasm; nucleus
Molecular function (GO): protein phosphatase inhibitor activity; abscisic acid binding; signaling receptor activity
Source: RefSeq, a predicted model, not a curated record